AUGCUGCUCAAGCUCAGCGUGAUCAUCGCAUCAUAUCUCACGAUUGUGGUGUUGCUCCUGGCCAUCAGAAUCGAUGAUGCGGCCCACAGCCCAUUCCUCAACUUCCUCUGGAUUUCCGCUCUGAUAUCCAGUGUCUGUCUCUCAUUUCCCUUCUUUGCAUGGACUCUGGAACAAUUUUUGCUCGAAGCAUCGCCCGAGUCUGGUAUCGAUCUUGAAAGUCAAUCCAGACGAGACGCGAAUCUACGCUUUAUCAACUGGUCGGUGGUCUCUCGGUCUCGUCGCUCCUCUUCUUUCGUCUCUUUUCCACCCAUCGACCGGGCCUUGUUCGAAGUGAGUCUCUACGAGCCUGCGUCUUUCAUGGUUGCAAAAGUCUACGAUGACCAUCCAGUUCCCACUGUGGAUUUAGGUGCGUCCAUGUCAUCGGGAUCCACACUGGCGGGAGCUCGAACUGAGUCCUAA
Molecule: messenger RNA, 459 nt
Organism: Penicillium oxalicum
Lineage: Eukaryota; Fungi; Ascomycota; Eurotiomycetes; Eurotiales; Aspergillaceae
Exons: 2
Coding region: 1-459 (152 amino acids)
Source: RefSeq, a predicted model, not a curated record